Messenger RNA from Colletotrichum graminicola M1.001, 3852 nucleotides. Its product is annotated as hydantoinase B/oxoprolinase. Gene Ontology annotation, molecular function: 5-oxoprolinase (ATP-hydrolyzing) activity. The record is from RefSeq and is a predicted model, not a curated record. NCBI's taxonomy places the organism in Eukaryota, Fungi, Ascomycota, Sordariomycetes, Glomerellales, Glomerellaceae. Gene Ontology annotation, biological process: glutathione metabolic process. Bases 1 to 3852 code for a protein of 1283 amino acids. Gene Ontology annotation, cellular component: cytosol. The transcript has a single exon.
AUGACGGUCAAAUCACAUCGCAUCCGCAUUUCCAUCGAUCGAGGCGGCACUUUCACCGAUGUCCACGCCUCUAUCCCGGGCAGAGGGGACAUCAUCCUGAAGCUUCUGUCAGUGGACCCUGCCAACUACCAAGAUGCCCCGACAGAAGGCAUUCGCAGGAUCCUGGAGAUGGUCACCGGAGAGACAUUACCCAGAGGUCAGUUGCUUGACCUGUUCCAUGUCGAGUCGAUCCGCAUGGGCACCACCGUAGCCACAAAUGCCCUUCUCGAGCGGAAAGGCGAACGCGUGGCUCUGAUCACGACCAAGGGUUUCCGUGACUUACUAGCGAUUGGGAACCAAUCACGCCCCAACAUUUUCGACCUGUCCGUUGCACGACCUGAGGUCCUGUUCAACGAGGUUGUUGAGGUCGAGGAGCGCAUCACGAUGGAAGAUUACACCGAAGACCCUGCAUCUGUUAAGACGACCCCGACGUCUGAUGACGCACAACUGGUCACAGCAGUAACAGGAGAGACGAUCCGCGUUCUCAAGAGACCAGACUUGGCAGCGGUCAAGACCCAGCUCGAGAACGUCUGGGACCAGGGCUUCCGUUCCCUUGCAGUCGUCUUCAUCCACUCGUACGCCUACCCGGAACACGAGCUGUUGGUCGGAAGGGUGGCUUCAGAAAUGGGCUUCUCAGUGACUCUGUCAUCGGAGGUCCAGCCCAUGAUCAACGUCGUUCCUCGCGGAAUGUCCGCUGUAGCUGACGCCUAUCUUACCCCUGUCAUCCGGCAAUAUAUCGACUCCAUUUCCGCCAACUUCAAAGGCGGUUUCGGCGCAGCCGCGACCCGCAUUGAGUUCAUGCAAUCAGACGGUGGUCUAGUGGACUACCGCAAGUUCAGCGGCCUGAAAGCCAUCCUUUCCGGCCCGGCCGGCGGUGUUGUUGGGUACGCGCAAACCUCAUGGGAUGACGAAGAGCGUAAGCCGGUCAUCGGCUUCGACAUGGGCGGAACUUCUACCGACGUUUCGCGCUACGCGGGUGUGUACGACCACGUCUUCGAGACCACGACUGCCGGCAUCGCCAUUCAGUCACCACAACUCGACAUUCACACCGUCGCUGCCGGAGGCGGCUCCAUCUUGACCUGGAAGAAUGGACUCUUCAAUGUCGGGCCCGAAUCCGCCUCGGCGCACCCUGGCCCUGCAUGCUACCGCAAAGGUGGCCCGCUCACCGUGACGGACGCAAACUUGUUCCUCGGCAGACUGCUUCCCGAGUAUUUCCCCAAAGUCUUUGGUCCCAAGGAGAACGAGCCUCUCAACCGGGAGGUCACCGCCGCCAAGUUCCUGGAGCUGACAAGCGAGAUCAACAAGGAUCGAGAGGUUUCUGGCCUCUCUCUCUUGUCUCCUGAGGAAGUCGCCCUCGGAUUCCUAAAGGUUGCUGACGAGGGCAUGGCAAGCCCGAUCCGUGCGUUGACGGAAGCUCGUGGCUACGAGGCUGGUGCCCAUCACUUGGCCUGCUUUGGCGGCGCCGGCGGUCAGCAUGCCUGCUCUGUCGCGACCGUUCUCGGUAUCUCCCGCGUCAUCAUCCACAAGUACUCCUCCAUCCUUUCGGCGUAUGGCAUGUCACUCGCAGACGUUGUCCACGAGAUUCAGAAGCCGUCCGCCAUCACCUACUCCGAGGAGACCAAGGGCAGCAUCCAGAAGCAGCUCGAGGAGCUCUCUUCUCAGGCCUCCUUGGAGCUGAUGAAGCAGGGCUUCACCGAAGACCUCAUCACGCACGACACCUACCUCAACAUGCGGUACGCCGGAUCAAGCAGCUCUCUCAUGAUCUUGAAGGGAGCCGACUGGGACUUUAAGACCGAGUUCGAGGAUGCCCACCGUCGCGGAUUUGGCUUUCACUUCCCCGAGAAGGCCAUCAUUGUUGACGACAUACGCGUUCGAGCCACUGGCGCAGCUCGCGCCAAAGUGGAGAAGAGCCCCUUCGCCCAAAUGAAGGCUGUUGAAGGCUCCUCUGCUCCCAGCCCCAAGCCUAGCGCCACCAACCAGGUCUACUUUGAAGGUCACGGGCAUCUAGACACUUCCGUCUACCAGCUCCAGACCAUCCCCGUUGGCGCUCGCAUAUCCGGCCCGGCCCUGAUCAUUGACAACACACAGACGAUUCUCGUCACCCCAUCCACGACCGCCACGGUACUCGAGAGCUAUGUUGUCAUUGACCGUGAGCCAGAAGAGAAAGUCUCCAAGAAAGAUGGCGAACAGGAGGAGUUUAGCCCUGUCCAACUGACCGUCUUCGGUCACCGCUUCAUGUCGAUUGCUGAGCAGAUGGGACGCACUUUGCAGAAGACCGCCGUGUCGACCAACAUUAAGGAGCGACUCGACUUUUCUUGCGCAAUCUUCAGUCCCGAUGGUGGCCUUGUCGCCAACGCCCCUCAUGUUCCCGUGCACCUUGGGUCUAUGCAAUUUGCCGUACGCUAUCAGCACGAGCUUUGGAAGGGCAAGCUCCGGGACGGGGAUGUUCUCGUCUCGAACCACCCGUCCUGCGGCGGUACCCAUCUGCCUGACAUCACCGUCAUUACUCCGGUCUUUGACGGACAUGAAUUGGCCUUCUACGUCGCUUCAAGAGGGCACCACGCGGAUAUCGGCGGUAUCCUACCCGGCUCCAUGCCACCGACGUCAUACGCCCUUUGGCAAGAAGGUGCUGCUAUCGAGUCAACAAAGUUGGUUAGCGAGGGCCGCUUCAACGAGAAUGAGGUCCGUCGCCUGCUCCUCGAGGAGCCCGCGCAAUACGAGGGCUGCUCGGGUACCCGUCGACUGCAAGACAACCUUUCCGACCUCAACGCUCAGAUUGCUGCCAACGCCAAGGGCAUCUCCCUGAUCAAGGCCCUCAUUACGGAAAACGGCCUCGCGACCGUCCACCGAUACAUGUAUGCAAUCCAGCACACAGCCGAGCACGCUGUACGUGAGUUGAUGCAAUCCACGCUUGCCAAAUUCGGUCCCGACCCGCUCCUUGCAGUGGACUACAUGGACGACGGUACUCCCAUCUCUCUCAAGAUCACAAUCGCCUCCGACGGCUCCGCUACCUUUGACUUCACCGGCACGGGCCCGCAUGUCCUCGGCAACACCAACGCCCCCAUCGCCAUCACACACUCCGCCAUCAUCUACUGCCUGCGCGGCCUCAUUUCCUCUCAGAUCCCCCUGAACCAGGGUUGCCUGGCCCCCAUCGACAUUGUCAUCCCCGAAGGCAGCAUCCUCAACCCCGGCGCCGGCCUCGCCGUGGUCGGCGGCAACGUCCUUACCUCGCAGCGCAUCACGGAUGUGGUCUUGAAGGCGUUCCGCGCCUCUGCCGCCAGCCAGGGCUGCUGCAACAACCUGACCUUUGGCACGGGCGGCAAGGACCCCGUCACCGGCGAGCACAAGGACGGCUUCGGCUACUACGAGACCAUUGCGGGCGGCGCCGGUGCCGGCCCGACCUGGGUGGGCCAGAGCGGCGUCCACACCCACAUGACGAACACCCGCAUCACGGACCCCGAGGUCUUUGAGAAGCGGUACCCGUGCAUCCUGAGGCGCUUCCAGCUCAGGGAGAACUCGGGUGGCAAGGGUCGCAACAGGGGCGGCGACGGCACCAUCCGAGAAAUCGAGUUCCGCGUGCCAGUCCAGUGCUCGAUCCUGAGUGAGCGGAGAAGCCGUCGGCCGUACGGCAUGGAGGGCGGUGGUGACGGAGAAUCUGGCUUGAACUUGGUCAUCGUUCGGGAUGAUAUGACCGGAAAGGACAGGACUGUUAAUUUGGGUGCAAAGGCGACGACAAAGCUUCGCGCCGGCGAGAGGGUUAUCAUCCAGUCACCUGGAGGAGGCGCCUGGGGUGCGCCCAUUGAAGCAAAAUAG